Molecule: messenger RNA, 5710 nt
Organism: Lytechinus pictus (painted urchin)
Lineage: Eukaryota; Metazoa; Echinodermata; Echinoidea; Temnopleuroida; Toxopneustidae
Product: carbohydrate sulfotransferase 15-like
Exons: 8
Coding region: 1-1311 (436 amino acids)
Biological process (GO): hexose biosynthetic process
Molecular function (GO): N-acetylgalactosamine 4-sulfate 6-O-sulfotransferase activity
Source: RefSeq, a predicted model, not a curated record
AUGGCGGUGAGCUUUGAACUUGUUUUAGUUGUCAGAAAGUUUGCGCCUCUUGGUGAGGUUUUCCAGAGGACACAUGCCCUGACCUUCGUCUCCCUAUGUAGUACACUGUUCUAUUUCGGCUUCUACAACCGCUCCGUCUUUCAGGACUUUUUCGCCCGUACCGAGGUCGACGACUACCAAGCGGUGAACGAGAUAAGGAUAAGACAAACCUUAGACAAGGCUUCGGUGUCGUCGUGGAGUUAUGACGCUGAGAGACUGAGGGAUGCGCCGGAAAGUAGUUUGAAAAAUCUUGCACCUCAGCUAUUCGAGGCCCUUCCGCAGCCAUUUUCCCCCAAGUUUAGGAAUCCAUGCUGGGACGUCCGCAAGAAACCGAGGCAGUGUCUACCUUAUUUCUAUCUCAUCGGGAUGCCCAAGUGCGGCACCACGGAUCUGUGGAAUAAAUUAAUCCGCCAUCCCUACAUCGCUGACACCAAGAAGGAACCCCAUUGGUGGAGUAGGAUUAGAAUGGGUCGAGGCAAUGCGAACCACACAAAGUUAAACUCCAAUCCCAUCUCAUACUACACUCGAUUUGCCAGAAUAGUUGUCAACUACACAAGGGUGUAUGAUCGCAACAUAAGCAAGGUUAUCAUUGGUGAUGGGUCUGCUUCUACCAUGUGGGAUAACCGAUAUUGGAGGUAUUUUUAUCCUAACGCUACCCAUGGCCCCGCCCAUGUCAACGGAGAGUUGAUUGUAACGAUCCAACCAGAUGCAAGGGCGAUAGCUAUCCUGAGAAACCCCUCAGACAGGUUAUACUCUGACUACCUCUAUUUCACACCUGCAAGUACGCUAACACCUCAACACUUCCACGAAAGAGUGCGAACAAGUAUAGAGAAGUUCCAUGAAUGUACAAAAAGAUUAGAUGUCCGUACGUGCACGUACGAUACCAGUAACUUAAAGGACUUUGUGAGAUUAGAAGUCGGUCUAUACAGUGUCUACAUUCGAGACUGGUUAUCAUUCUUCCCAAGGAAGAGAAUAAAAGUAAUCCGGAUCGAUGAAUGGCAUCGGCAGUGCGCUAAAACACUGAGAGAACUUUAUGAAUUCUUAGCCAUAGAACCACUUCGAAUUCCAGCAUUAAUCAAGAUAUGUCAAGACGAUGCGGAAAACACUCGCUCUCCAGACAAACUAAGCCUUGGUCCAAUGCUUCCCGAGACGCAACAAUUACUUGAUGAAUUUUACGCUCCUUUUAAUCGUGAACUUGCACGAAUGCUGGGCGACGAGCGGUAUUUAUGGGACGACAGGGGGCCUGGCAGCAGCGAGGAGUCCGUGCCUUGAAUCUUUCAGACCGCGGUUACGCCUUAUUAGUUUCAAGAACUUCAGAUCGGGGAUCGUGUGCAAAAAUUCCUAUGCAAGUCAUUUCUGACUAUUUGCCGUUGAGUCAAUCAAUUGUUAACAAUACGAUAAUUGAUUGGUGUGUUUUUAUGAAGACAUAUACAGUUACAACUUGUAUUUAUUUUCAGGAUUGACUCUUUCCUUGCCAGCUGCUUUUAACUUUGGAGUAUGAUGUUAUGGUGAUGUUUCAAUCACAUAUUAUGAGAAAAAUUUGGUCACUUACAGAUAAUCCAAGAGGUGCUAUUUAUCUGUUUUAAGGCCUUGUCACAUUGUUCCUUGUAAGCCUCGCGGGUGAGUUGCAAGCAAUCACCCGCAACUCCCCUGCAACAGAGUUUUGAGCAUGCUCAAAUCUUUUCUGCAGGCAAAUCAAGACUUGCGUGCGCUCCUGCGGGCAACAUGCAUGCGUGCGAGCGAUGCGAGAGAUACUGUCAAUGCGGGUGACCUGCAGGUAGCAAAAGUAGUCAUCCGCAAGUCACGUGCAAAGCUUGCACGGGAAAGUGUGCCAGGGACUGUACAGUCUGAUAAGUAGAAUAUCAAAUCCCAGCUGCACUUGGGAACUAUAUUCUGCCCUCACUCAUUGGACAUAAAUCUGCAAUUCUGUCCACUUUGUAAAUAUAUGUUCUUGCCUUCGAGACGUUUUAUAUUUAUAACACCAUUUUAUUUUUUAGAAUGUCAUUUGAUGUUGUCUAUACUCCUGGAUUAUGUGCUGUAGGAUCUACAGUUGUACUUAAAGAGAGAAUGUUCUCUUGAGUUUGUCUUUCUCACUUAUGGAACAGUCACAUGUCACACUGGCGGAUCCAACUCCAAACUGGUCGAUGAUGUACCAUUUGAAACAAUGUAAUAGCCUCGAUCGGUCUGGAGUCGGUUACGGUGAUGUGACUUUGCAUUAGUUUGCGUUCUUCAUGCUGGGGAAAACAGUAUUAGUACAAUUUAACAAGGUUAUUUUUCUGUCUUCUACUAUUGAUAUGCGUGUGCACUGUAAGAAUUAUGGUCGCCAAGCUGAAGCCGGGGUAAUAAUAUCCAGGUCCUUUGGAAGCGCAUAGAGAUGUCAUCAUCGUAAUGUGAUAUGCGCUAUACAUUUAUUAUCUAUUUUGUUUAUUAUUAUUAUUAUUGAUUGAAAAUUUUCCGCAUUGUUUCCCUUAUUUGUAAAUCAUGUGGAAAACAGACCUGAACAUUUUGAAGGAAUGUAGUCUCCAGUCCCAACUUUCUGUGGUACAGAAAACAGAAAAGAAUCACAGAACUCCAGACGAACACAGGCCAUUGCUCUGGAAAAUGGAACCUCACUUAUUUUGUUUUUCACUAUGCAGGCAAAGAUUAGCGGGAAAACUUGCUCUUGGGUGUAUAAAUUAGACCGAUGGUUUGUUUAGAUGUACAUGUACAUAUUUUCUUGCCAUUAUUUUGCAAUAAACUGCAAAUCAAUUAAAAUGCUGCACUUUGAUGCAAACCUUUUAAAGUCACAAACCUACAUCACAAUAAUGACAGGAUUUUUUUUAUGUUGUAGAUUUCAUCAGUUUUGUCCAUCACUAACAAGAAUUUUUGUUCACAAAUGACUUUUUUUUGUGUGUGAAAAGGCCUUGUGACAAAUAAGAUAAAGAUGGAAAGUUACAAUCAAGUCAAUUGGAAGGAAUUUCUUUUCAAAUAUGUCCUAAUUCUAAUUCAGGUACAAAUUCUAUUCAUUGUGUGAUAUACAUAGAAGUUCAUUUUAAAGUUAUUAUUGGUGCUAUAGUUUUAUGACAAAAUUAACUUUUGUGCCUAAUUUCUAAUACAAAUGGAAGCCUUUUAGUCAUAUACUUGCAUAAUGUUAUCAUGCAGGAAAAAUAAUCAUUCAAGAAUAAUAGCAGAAUAAACUAGCGAAUCCCCGUAGCAAUCAAAUGAGAGUGUACGGUGACCUUUCUUGAUGAAGAGGAAUUAGAUACCCACAUGUAAACGGAACAAUCAGGGCCCCAUCUUACAAAGAGUUACGAUUGAUUGGCAAAGAGUUAUUGAUCCAAUCAAUCGUAACUCUAUAUGGAAAUCCAUCAGUGUCAUCAUUUUUUCUAUAGGAAAUUGGCACAAUGUCCUUUGUAAACAUAGAGAAGCACAGUGAAUUUAAAAAAAAAACAAUGAAUGCAUGAAUAUACAUCAUAGUUGGAAAAUAUUUUGAACAGACAUGCAUAAUACAUGUUGACGUUGCUGGCCGUCCGUAGUUGCGAUUGAUCAGAUCAAUCAUAACUCUUUGUAAGAGGGGCCCUCUAUAUUAAACAUGUUUUGAUUAUCUCGUGAAGCCAGACAUAAUCUGAGCACAUCCUAUCCCCCGAGGGAAAAGGUAAUUUUUUGGUCUAGCAAAGACCGUAUUUUUAAGUUUCAUUUUGUAUGUGUAAUAUGUGACUUUUUCAUACAUAUAUUAUUUAAUGUUUCAUUGUAUAUUAUCAUGGGAUGUAUAUAAUCAUUUUAUCAGUAUGUAGGGAGAUGGCUCAGUUAGAAUGAAGCCUUUUUCAUCAGUUGUUAAAAGAAACUUAUUCUUAUAGACAUUUGGGAUUAGAAUGUGCUAUGACUGUAUGUAUAUCUGUUGAUUCAUAAAUGAAAUGUCCUUUUCCUUCUUUUAUUUCUCACUCUCUUCUUUCCUCCUUAUUUGCACUGCCUUUUUUUCCAUAAUCUAUUCUGGGCCCCGUCUUACAAAGAGUAACGAUUGAUCCAAUUAAUCGUAACUCUAUCCAUCAGUGUCAUAAUUUUUUCUAAAGGAAAUUUGCAAAAUGUCCUUUGUAAACAAAGGAGAACACACCAAAUUGUCAAGUAAUCAAUGAAUUUAUGGAUAUACAUUCAUAUGUAGAGAAAUUUUUGAGCAAACAUGCUUUUCAUAUGUUGACUUUGCUGGCUUUCGAUAGUUGUGAUUGAUCGGAUCAACCACAACUCUUUGUAAGACGGGCCCCAGAUCUCCCCAGGUGGAUGUUUCAUAAAGCUGUUUGUAAGUUACGAGCGACUUUAUGAAUGACUUGUGAUCCUUUCUUAGAAGCGUAAUCAACACUAGUGAAAAUUUGGUCACAUAAUUACCAUUAUUAUUUGUUUGGCGUCACCUGUGCCUGGGAGGCAAAAAGUGAACUGAAUCACUUUGACCCGCAGAUCUCUCCUCUCCGAUAGUUAUUUCCAAUUGGUCUAAUGCCAAUUUGUCCGAUUACUAAUUCGUCUACUAUCAUUCGGUCAACUAUCAGUUCGUCCACUAUCCCCAGGGUCUAAAUGCCAUUUCGUCCACUCGCCAUUUUGUCUAAUAACCAGUUGGUCCAAUAGCCAUUUAGUCCAUUUACCAUUUGGUCUAAUUGGACUUAAGUGUCAAUUGGGCAAAUUUAAUAUAAAGAAAAUGGGUAUUAGACCAACUGGUUAUGAGACAAAAUGGUCAUAGACAAGCUGGUGAUUAGACAAAGUGAUUAUUGGACCAAAUGGCUGUUAGAUGAAAUGUUGAUUGAUGGAAUGGCAUUAGACUAAAUGAAGGUAGACCACGUGAUGAGUGGACGAGUUGGCAAUAGACGAAUCGGCAGUUUACCUCUGAUAGGAUCACCAGUCGUUUGUAAAGUAGCUCUUAACUUACAAACAGCUUUAUGAAACACCCUCCUGUUUUUCUAGUAGGAUCCCCUUUCAUCUCUUCAGGGACCCCUUACACAAACCUCAGUCUUUGUCUGCUCCCAAGACCAAUCUGUGCAUGCUUAUAACUUCUAAGAAAUUUUCCCUGAGAGGAUAUGGUGUAAGUGGGUAUGAAAUCCAGAAAAUAGUUAUCAGGGCCAGUAUUCAAUUCAAUACUUAUGCCAGAAUUUUUUGUAUUUUACUCAUUAUUUUUCAAAAGUAUAAUACUUAUCCAUCUUUGGUAUUCAAUUGCAUAAAGUAUUUUGCUUAAAUCUUAGUCAGCCGCCUGCCAGACUUAAGCCUGGCUUGCAUGCAGUUUACAAAAGUAAUAUGCUCAGUCAUACAUUCAGCACACAGAUGGAUUCUUACAUUGCGCGUUAUUUGGCUCAAACUUUGGACAUUACAAUGGUUAUUAGUAAGUAUUUUGCUUAAAUUUGGCUUGAUUAAAAUAAAAUACUUAGAUGUGAUCUGAAUAAAAGUUUAAGAAUUUUGCUUAGCCAAGUAAAAUGCUAAGUAAAAUACAUACCAUAUUAAUAUUUUCAAUUGAAUACCGGCCCUGGUAUUUUGAGGCCUUAACAAAAUCUUCCAAAUGUACAGGUAAUUUGGUGAUCAAGUGAGUUUGAAUGCCAAUCAUUUUAUGUACUUGGCCCAAAUGUCAAUAAUCAUAUUUAUGUCAUGAAAUUCACACUAUGCUGUUGUUUUACGAGUUGUAAAUGAGAAUUUUAUAUAAAUGGGAUGAAUUUUGUUG